This is a messenger RNA of Racocetra persica, 660 nucleotides long. Lineage: Eukaryota; Fungi; Glomeromycota; Glomeromycetes; Diversisporales; Gigasporaceae. The record is from the annotation of a GenBank genome assembly.
GAAGGUGUAGAAUGCCCUAGUAUUAAGUAUAAUGGUACAUUUGUACUCCAUGGAUGUGUGCUUUCUUGGUCUGGUGAUACACCAGCACUUACCAAAUUAAUGGGCCUAACGGGUCAUAAUUCAUAUAAAGGGUGUCGUUAUUGUAAUAUAAAGGGUAUUUAUUUUUCACAUAUAUAUUACCCUACAAAACCACCCAGAGAUCAAGAAGAAAAUGGUCAAGACUUUUAUUUUCCCUCAGCCAAUUACAAGCUGUCACAAAGCGAAUUGAAAAAAAUUAAACAACAUUUCUCCACCAUAUCAGAUGUAUCGGGUUUGCAACUUAUGUCUUUUAGCCACGAAGGAACAAAAUAUGGGCGGCUUAGAACAAAAGAUGUUGAUAUUUAUGCAAACUAUCCAAAACAACUAUCAGUAUUUGAAGUUCAAGAUUUCUAUGCUAUUGUUGAGUAUUAUUUAACAUAUGAAUUUGAAGGGUCUAAAGCAAUGUUAGCUUAUAUUCAAUGGAUGUCAUCUGUUGAAAAAGAUAAUGUUGGUUUAAAAUCAUUUAGACGAUUGGAUGCAUAUGCAUUUAUUGACGCAUCUGCAAUUGAUUAUUGUGUUGGGUUUAUUGAGAUUGCAAAUUUAUUUUAUAUUGUAGACAAAGAAGUUGACAAUGAACAAUGA